AUGGAUAAUAUUGAUGAUACCACGAACAAAAACCGACUCGUCUCUAGAGAAGAGAAAUAUAAAGGUAGAUCAGGCGACUACGUUCUAAAAAAAUUAGAAAGCACAGAAGUUGACACUUCUACUAACCCCGUUUUAAGAGAAAGACAAAAGGACUGGCGUGAUAAUACUGAUCAACAUCGAUUUAAGAAAAACCCUGACUCAUUUACGUCAAACGAUAAUCGUAAUAUUAAUCGUUUUGAAAAUUUUGAAGUCCAAGGCAACAAACCUCCUACGGUUUCAUCUAAACAAAUAUAUACUGAUGUUGACGGAGAACAGUACUACGUUCCAGUAACGAGAACAAAGAAUUCUGCCACUCAACAUUCCAAGGAGAAAAACAUUGCAGUUGAUUACUACUUUAGCAGAAUGAGUUCGGGUGAGUGGCCAUUUUUCGAGGAUGAUGUUUCUGAGGUGUCUUCAACAAAUCAGAAAGCUAAAUUUAAAUCCAGUGAAAUUACCGAUCAUGUGGGAAAACAUAUCUUUAAAACUGAUACAGAGGGCGAACAUAGAGUAAUGCAGGAAAAACAAUUUCAAAUCCCGCUCAAGUUAGACAACGUUUUGAAAAUUGAUCUAGCCAUGAAAGACAAUAAAUCGAAAGUAAUAUUCAGAAAAGUUAAAAACACCAUAAAAAAAGAUGUCGAUAUUUUAUUAAAUGCUCAUUUGAAUGUAUUAAAAGAUAUGGUUGAAUAUGAUAAUGAGGGACUUUUACAUUUCGACUGGCUUGGCAGUACGGUCGACGUACAAUCUGCAUUGAAGAAAUUGAUAAGUUUGGCCAAUAUUAUGCAUGUAAGGGACGACGUGCAUCGAUCGGACAAAGAACUUUUCAGAUACGUCUUGUUCCUUUUCAAAUCCGCUCUUAAGACUCUCAUAGAGGCUGAAGAGUUUAGUGCAACGAACGAUGGAAUACACAAAACAUACCAACGUCUCUCCAAGAGAAAGACGCUAAUGCCAAUAAUUAAUACGAAACAGUUCGAAGCCUGGAGGGAAGUUAAGAAAUACAUGAGAGAAAUGAGGAAUCUUAACAUCGACAUUUACGAUUAUCUUUUAAACCAAUUCGAGUACUUCUUAAUAGAUUUAAGCGAUAGUUUGACCGAGCUUCACGAAACAAUAAAAGAGAUUGCCGUAGUGACCAAAUUCAAAAGACAACGUUGGUAUCAAGAUUUGAAAGAUCUGUACCUAUCACCCAUGAAUAAGAAGGUGUCGCUUUAUUUACUGCUGCACCUGGCAAGCUCCAGACUCUUUGGACUAAUAGAAGAAAGCGCCAAGAACGGCGUAGAAGAGAACUUGAUAGACUACGUACGAACACACAAGGUGGAAGUGGAGAGAACAAGGGAAGGAAUUUGUCUUUGUGUUAAGGCUGCUGAAGGAAAUAAA
Iphiclides podalirius (scarce swallowtail) is the source of this 1410-nucleotide messenger RNA. NCBI's taxonomy places the organism in Eukaryota, Metazoa, Arthropoda, Insecta, Lepidoptera, Papilionidae. The record is from the annotation of a GenBank genome assembly.